AUGCCAGAGAAGCUGAACGACCCAGAGAGUUUUGUUUUGUCUUGCAAGAUCGGUUCUACACACUUUCACAGAGCACUUUGUGAUUUGGGCUCUAGUGUGAACUUAAUGCCUUACUCAGUGGCCAAGCUAUUGGGCAUUACUGACUUCAAACCUACAAAAAUAUCCCUAGUCUUUGCAGACAGAUCAGUUCGCCGCCCUGUUGGUGUUAUAAUGGAUGUUCCAAUCAUGGUUGGAGAUUGCUACAUUCCUGUUGACUUUGUAGUUCUUGAGCUGGAAAAUCAACCUAAGGACCCUCUUAUCCUGGGAAGGUGA
Messenger RNA from Microthlaspi erraticum, 312 nucleotides. Lineage: Eukaryota; Viridiplantae; Streptophyta; Magnoliopsida; Brassicales; Brassicaceae. The record is from the annotation of a GenBank genome assembly.